Molecule: messenger RNA, 573 nt
Organism: Penicillium paradoxum
Lineage: Eukaryota; Fungi; Ascomycota; Eurotiomycetes; Eurotiales; Aspergillaceae
Product: cupin domain-containing protein
Exons: 1
Coding region: 1-573 (190 amino acids)
Source: RefSeq, a predicted model, not a curated record
AUGGAAAACUACGAGAGGAACCCUCUUCCUUUUAUCCGCCGCUUCAUCACCACUCACAACACCGAGGGCGAGGCCGUAUUUAUUUCCCAUGCUCAAGUUCCCGACUACCUCCCCUCGACACCGACCGGAGAAGAUGGCGAAAUAGCCCUGUUAUACGCUACGACUAACGUUCCGACCUCGGUUGACGCCGAGGCCGACGUCGCGAUGUACGACGAGUUCCUGCAUCAACCUCCUGGAAUCACAGUCGACGGAGGAACUGCUUUCCGCCUCAUCGAUCUUCGCCCGGGAAAGUCCACACCAAUGCAUCGGACUGUCAGUAUCGAUUAUGGAGUGGUGAUUGAAGGGGAGGUUGAUCUGUUGCUGGAUUCGGGUGCAAGCCGGCAAAUGCACCGCGGCGAUGUUAGUGUGCAACGGGGUACUGCGCACUCUUUCCGGAACCGCAGUAAUUCAGAGUGGUGUCGCAUGUUAUUUGUGUAUUUACCAAUGCAGAAGCUGAGUAUCAACGAGAAGCCGUUGGAAGCAGAGGUUUAUGAUGAGGGAUUUGACAAACCGGAUAAUAAGGAAGGCAAUUAG